CGAGUGAGACUGCAUCAAACCAGCAAACGGCACCACCGACCGGUUUCACCCACCGUACAAAAUUAUCAGGGCUGAUCGCUGUGACCUCCUCCGUUUUAAAUUUGGGUCACAGAUCCUUGGGGAGCACGCGAGCGAUAGCUCCAACAGUUGUGAAAGAAGGGCGAAGAGUUUCGACACAGCAGGACUGACAUACGAGCAGAAAAAUGGUUGAUUUCGACAAGGUGUUGGACCGGAUCGGCCAUUUCGGUCGCUACCAGGCCCUGUUGUAUCUCAUGGCAUGUUUUCCUAUUUUGUUGAACGGGAUGCAUUUCUUGGCGGUCGUCUUCGUCGGCGAUACGCCCGAGCACUACUGUCGGGUGCCCGGUGACUUGCAGCCGCAGAACAUGGAGAGGAUUUACGGUACGGACACCUGGAACAACGUCAUGAACAUGACUAUCCCCAGAGAGAAGUCGGACGACGGGAAUAUGGUAUACAGCCAAUGUGAAAGGUACACUUCUCCCGGAGAUAAUACGUCCAAACAGCCCUGUGAUGACGGAUGGAUCUACAGCAAGGACCAGUACGAGUCAACAGUUGUCAUGACGUGGGACUUGGUAUGUGACCGGAAAUGGAUGUCUCGUUUGAACCAGGCAAUCUUCAUGAUGGGCGUCAUGUCCGGUGCAGUGGUGUUCGGGAACUUGGCUGACAGGUUUGGCCGGAGAAAGAUCUUCAUCGUGUGUAUGGUCGGUGAGUGCUUGUCCGGUAUUGUGAACGCGUUCCUACCGAACUACGGAGCCUGGCUAUUCUUCAGAUUCUUGGUCGGCUUCACUUCCAACGGGAGUUACGUGGUUAGAGCAAUAUCGCAUUUCAUCAUUCGUUCUGCUCAUUCCACAGUUAUGGAGAUCGUAGGAGCUACGAGACGAACCAUUUGCGGGAUCUUUGUUCAGAUGUGGUUUGCUGGAGGCAUCAUGCUGUUGUCACUUCUAGCCUACUUCAUAAGAGACUGGCAAAUGCUGCAGCUAGCUAUGACACUACCGAGUGUCAUUGUCAUUGGAUACUGGUGGUUCUUACCAGAAUCCCCGAGGUGGCUUCUAGCCCAGGGACAAAACGAGGAAGCAGCGGAGUUAGUCAGCAAGUACGCGGAAAAGAACGGCGUACAGCUGGAGCCGGGAUUCAUCAGUGAAUCAAUUGAGCUACAUGGACCAAAGGCCACGAAGAGCGAGGACCAACACAGUCACCGAAGUUAUAGCCUUUUGGACCUGGUGCGAACUCCUAAUCUACGGAAAAGGACUCUAAACGUUUGCUUUAACUGGUUCGUGAAUAGCUUGGUGUACUACGGACUAUCUCUCAACACCUCCAACCUGGGAGGCGAUGAUUACAUCAACUCGUUCAUUUCCGGUGCCGUGGAACUUCCGGCCUACGUAGUGACCGUUAUCCUGAUGGAGAGGAUCGGCAGACAGAAGACUCUGUCCGGGUCUAUGGUGGUUGGUGGCAUCGGUUGCUUUUGUACCGUUGCGGUGCCACUCUCUAGGAAAGAUUUGAUCCCUGUUCGCACGACCUUGGCGAUGCUUGGCAAGUUCGGAAUCUCCAUCUCAUUUUCGGUCAUCUACAACUACACUGCUGAACUGUACCCCACAGUGAUCCGGAGCGUUGCGGUUGGUGUGGGGUCCAUGAGCGCCCGGGUCGCAGGAAUCAUCGCUCCGUUCGCCAUCAUGAUCGGCGAUCUGUGGAGCCCGCUACCUCUGCUCAUCUUCGGCGUCAUGUCCCUGGUGGCCGGAGCACUGGCCUUGUUACUACCGGACACCAUGGGCAAACCGCUCAUGCAGACCAUCGAGGAGGCCGAGCAAUUGGGAAAGAAGACGCCAGAAAAUGCAGAGCUCGAAAAUGGGAAACUAGACGGUGUGCCUGCUACGUUAUCCUAGUCACCAGGCUAUAGUUAUGUUUAAGAUACCUACACAUAUGUUCGUAUCUGUACAGUCAAUGUGCCAGAACAAUGUCAUCGGAUUAUGGGCUAUUCUAUUCAAAUAUUAGUCGACCCAAGUGUCAAUGUGAAAUAUCGGUGAUGUAUUGCAACAGAAUUGGAGUAAAAUUAAAACCGACCUUUAUAAAGAGGUGCCUUAGAAAAUAUUGUGCCGCAUUUCUCUUCAAACUGCCACUAUAUGGUUGUAAUACUUCUACGAUUACGUAUCCUCUUUAAUUUCGUUCAUACAUGUUCAGAUUGAUAUUAUAAACGGUGUUUCUCCCCAUUGAAAAUAUACCUCGAACCAUUUUUACAUACAUUGCCAUCGAAUUGCAUUAUCUGAACCAAAUAUAGUCAUAAGUGUGACAUAAGUGUUCUACUUCCUACGUAGCGUCUGUUGCAGAAAGUAUGAUUAAAAGUGUAAAUAUUUAAUAUUAUAAAACAUAAAAGGCCAAAGUUAUCCAUGAAGCAAAAAGGCCAAAGUUAUUGCUAAAAUGGAGAAAACUUGUAGUACACACUUUUACAUUUUCUAUGUACGUCUUGUUAACAAGUAUGAAUAUGUAUGUAUGUAUGUACGUCUAUCAUGUUUGAAAUGGUAUGUUAGUUGAUAUAAUCUGAAUUGGUUAAAUUUUGUAUAAGUAUAGGGGUAAAAUUAAUUUCAAUAUCAAAAGAGGUCAUUAUGUUUAGGAAAGUAAAGUAUAGAAAAUUUCAAUGGAUGUGUAAUAUCAAGUGCAUGCUUCCUAGAGGUUAAUGUUUAUAUUAUUAUGGUGACCUUUGGCUACCCCUAAGCUACCUUCUCAGUGCCUGACUCUAAUGCUCCUGGCCGUAUGGUGGCGCUUUGGCAAGCUAGGAUGUCCCGAACGUGACUGGGUCUAUACCCCCUCGUCUAUGUUAACGCAUGCUUCCGAGUGAACGUUGUUCUUGUAAUGAAAACUAUCAUUUGAAAGUGUAACAAUUAGUCCUUUACGAUUCUGUAUCGUUGUUCAAGCCGCCGCAAUUGUAAUGUGUUGAGUUGAGUCUCGCCACAGCGUUUCUUGUCUUUGUGUGCUGAAGCGACAUCUAUGCAAAGCAUGUGUUACUGCAACGGCGAUUUGCUUGUGCAUUGAGCAACAUACACCUCUAUCUAUACUUCAUACAACAGAGUGAAUGAAAGAAUGUUGUACAUAUUGUUGACUUAUUUGCCUUUUUUAUAUCAAAGGGUAAGAUUGCCUGUAAAAAAGUAAUAGUGUGACUAUUUAUUACAUUAUUUCAUAUGGACAACAGCAUGGUUGCCUCACGUAUGCGCGUUUUUUGCCAUUAAAAGGAUUAUGUAUGAAAUUUA
Branchiostoma floridae (Florida lancelet) is the source of this 3257-nucleotide messenger RNA. RefSeq names its product organic cation transporter protein-like. Lineage: Eukaryota; Metazoa; Chordata; Leptocardii; Amphioxiformes; Branchiostomatidae. Gene Ontology annotation, cellular component: membrane. The record is from RefSeq and is a predicted model, not a curated record. Gene Ontology annotation, biological process: transmembrane transport. The coding region runs from base 204 to 1898 and encodes 564 amino acids. Gene Ontology annotation, molecular function: transmembrane transporter activity. The transcript is spliced from 12 exons.